Messenger RNA from Purpureocillium lilacinum, 2556 nucleotides. RefSeq lists its product as uncharacterized. Gene Ontology annotation, biological process: carbohydrate metabolic process. Gene Ontology annotation, molecular function: carbohydrate binding; hydrolase activity, hydrolyzing O-glycosyl compounds. The record is from RefSeq and is a predicted model, not a curated record. Lineage: Eukaryota; Fungi; Ascomycota; Sordariomycetes; Hypocreales; Ophiocordycipitaceae.
AUGCCUCAAAAGGAGUAUGCCCCUGAAGCUUGGGCGUUAGAGCCCGCGACGGACUCGUCAACACCCAAGAUCAGCCUUCGCAACAACGACAAGACAAGUGCUUUCACCUUCACGUUGGAAGCGAUACGCACCAAUGUCUUCAGGACCACCUUUACAUCAGACACUCACCUGCUGCCGCCGCACCCUAGCAUUCCCCGGCAGGCCCUGGAGUCACAGCUGAGCCCUGGCUCGGCCACCGUCGAACAGACAGACAACAAGAAGAGCUUCCGCUUGGGUGAUGUCUCUGCCUCUGUCGACUGGUCCGAUGGCGCGCCUCUCGUCACAAUUAAUUUGAAGGGUUCUGAAUCUGCCCUACACGAGGAUGUGCCGCAUCGCUCUUACGCCGUCAAUGGCGCUGGCGUCGCGCAUUAUUCGCGCUACAGGCGGAAUACCCUACACGUCGGACUCGGCGAGAAGGCGGCGCCCAUGGAUCUCUCUGGCCGGCGCUUCCAAUUGUCCGCCACGGACAGUUUUGGCUACGAUGUCUACCGUACAGACCCUCUGUACAAGAACAUUCCGUUGCUCAUCAACGCCACGCCGUCAGGUUGCAUUGCGCUCUUCUCGACUGCACACACCCGCGGAGAGUAUUCCAUCGGCGCGGAGAUGGAUGGUAUGUGGGGACACUACAAGGUCUAUAGACAAGACUAUGGAGGCCUCGAAGAGAUCAUUAUUGUCGGCAAGACUCUGAAGGACAUUGUCGGCACUUAUGCACAGCUCGCGGGCUUUCCGCUGCUUGUGCCGCGAUGGGCAUUCGGGUACCUCUCCGGUGGAAUGAAGUACUCAAUGCUCGACGACCCGCCAGCUUCAGAAGCACUGCUAGAAUUGGCGCGAAAAAUGAAGGAGUACGAUAUUCCUUGCUCGGCGUACCAAAUGUCGUCUGGCUACACAGUGGCCGAGACGCCGCCGAAGACCCGAAACGUCUUUACCUGGAAUCGCCAUCGCUUUUCGGACCCUGAAGGCUUCAUCAAGGAAUAUCACAAGCUCGGCAUGCGACUUAUUGCCAAUGUCAAGCCCUAUGUUCUGGCGAAUCACCCCGAGUAUGGAAAGCUGAAAGCGGCCGGUGCCUUGUUCAAGGACCCCCGGACUGGCGAUACUGCCGUGACCCGGCUUUGGAGCGCUGGCGGCGGCGAGAGUGGCGAAGGCGGCCACAUAGACUUCACAUCGGCGGCGGGCUUCAAGUGGUGGUACGAAGGGGUCCGUCAGCUUCGACGAGAAGGCAUUGACUGCAUCUGGAACGACAACAACGAGUACACAAUCACCGACGACGAGUGGCAGUGCGCUUUAGACGAGCCAUCUGUUCGCGACGCAUCGGAUACGGCCAAGGCUCGUCCGCAGGUCGGACUUUGGGGUCGCAAUCUGCACACCGAGCUACAUGGCAAGGCCUCACACGACGCCCUCCUCGACGAGGAUCCCGACUCGCGACCUUUUGUCCUCACUCGCAGCGCCACGGCCGGCACUCUUCGGUACGCUUGCAGUUCCUGGAGCGGCGACAACGUGACGUCUUGGCCUGGAAUGAAGGGCGCCAACGCCAUUGCUCUCAACGCCGGGUUCAGCCUUAUGCACUGCUACGGCCACGACGUCGGCGGCUUUGAAGGUCCCCAGCCGAGCCCUGAGCUGCUCGUGCGCUGGGUGCAGCUCGGCGCCAUGUCGCCUAGAUUCGCAAUCAACUGUUUCAAAACGGGCGGGGACAAUAACGUCGGCGACGUAAUUGAGCCGUGGAUGCACCCCGAGGUCACGCCGCUUGUCAGACAGGCCAUCAAGAGGAGGUAUGAAAUGAUCCCCUACCUGUACUCGCUCAUGCUGGUCAGCCAUCAAGAGGCUGUGCCGCCGCAGCGAUGGACUGGCUGGGGCUAUGAGGCAGACCCAGAGGUGUGGACGAACAAAACAAUUACAGACGGAGAGACACAGUAUUGGCUUGGCGACGCGCUGCUCGUGGGAGGUGUGUAUGAGCCAGGUGUUAGCCAGGCAUCGGUCUACCUUCCAAAGGCAGGCGAGGACGACGAAGGUUUCAUCAACAUCAACAGUCCGUACGAGCACUUCGAGGCCGGGCAAUGGGCUACGGUCGAUGCGCAAUGGCAUGGCGCUGGCAUACCCAUCCUCGCCAAGGUUGGCUCCGCCAUACCAAUCGGUCGGGAUGCGCAAGUGCUUUCGCCCGGCGAGAAGGAGAAUGUCGCAAGCUUGCCUUUGGACGACUACCGGGGUGUCGAGAUCUUCCCGCCACCCAAGGGUAAGGGAGUGGAUGGCAGGUGGUAUAAGACUACCUGGUACGAAGACGACGGCGUGUCGACGGUACAGAAGAACAGGGUGUCCAGCUACACGAUUGCGUAUAGGGUCAAGGGGUCGGUUGUGGAGGUAACUUUUGCAAGAGACGAGAGCUCUGGGUUUGUUGCCCCGUGGAAGACCCUGACUAUUUUCCUCCCAGUGGGCGACAUGAGGGACCUAACUAUCGAGGGCCAGGAUGUGGAGUUGGUGGGCACAGAUAAAGCCGGACGCAGGUCGUUUCGUAUCGCGGUGUAG